CAGCCCUCCACCUUCGUACACAUACCCACUUCCCCUCAUCCCUAUUACCAUUCACUGCCACCAUGUCAGACGAUGAGCAGCACCAGCACAACUUCGAGCAGGCCUCCGCCGGAGCCUCGGCCACCUUUCCUAUGCAAUGCUCUGCCCUUCGCAAGAACGGGCACGUCGUCAUCAAGGGCCGUCCUUGCAAGAUUGUUGAGAUGUCCACCUCCAAGACUGGCAAGCACGGACAUGCUAAGGUCCACCUUGUUGCCAUUGACAUCUUCACUGGCAAAAAACUGGAAGAUAUCUGUCCUUCUACCCACAAUAUGGAUGUUCCCAACGUCUCCCGUAACGAAUAUCAACUCGUCAACGUCGACGACGGUUUCCUUAACCUUAUGACGCAGGACGGUACUGCUAAAGACGACGUCAAGGUCCCUGACAGCGACCUCGGCAAGCAGAUCCAGGGUGAUUUCGACGAGGGGAAAGAUCUGCUCGUCACCAUCGUCUCCGCUAUGGGCGAGGAACAGGCUAUCUCCUACAAGGAAGCGCCCAAGGGCAGCUAGACGUAUCGCCUCUCGCGCUCUGCAUUUUUACUCCUCGAUAUCCGUUCCUCCAUCUUUUGCGCUGUUCUGCUUCUUCCUGCACAAUCAAUAUAGCACCAGUCCUCAUACGUCUGUGCAUGUACUCAUUGAAGUGUUUCCAUGUACUUCGCACGCCGUCGUUGUUCUAGUCAGUCGUUGUUGUUGAUCAUGAUAUAUCGGAGCUAGCGUCGCAUCUAGCAGUUCUCACAAGUUUUCCUUUGCGUGUCUCGCAAUGGACUUCUGCAUGUAUGCGAAUCUAACAGGGAGAACGAAGUGCCGAAGUCGU
Phanerochaete carnosa HHB-10118-sp is the source of this 849-nucleotide messenger RNA. RefSeq lists its product as uncharacterized. The record is from RefSeq and is a predicted model, not a curated record. Bases 63 to 545 code for a protein of 160 amino acids. NCBI's taxonomy places the organism in Eukaryota, Fungi, Basidiomycota, Agaricomycetes, Polyporales, Phanerochaetaceae. The transcript has 6 exons. Gene Ontology annotation, molecular function: ribosome binding; translation elongation factor activity; RNA binding. Gene Ontology annotation, biological process: positive regulation of translational termination; positive regulation of translational elongation.